UCUGAGUUUACUGUCACGGUAACUUAUCAAGCAAGAUCUGAGCGAACUUUCAGGUUUGGCACCCCGGAGGCUGCUGCUCCUUAGCUUGAAAGGUUUUCCUGGUGAUGGACCCCUACAUGAUUCAGAUGAAUGGCAACAACCACGUCCCCUCAGUGCUGGAUGUGCAUGUCAACAUUGGUGGGAAAAGCUCCAUGCCGGGCAAGAUGAAAGGCAGGAGGACCAGGUGGUCUGUGAGACCCUCAGAUAUGUCCAACAAAACUUUCAAUCCCAUCCGGGCCAUUGUGGACAGCAUGAAGGUGAAGCCGAAUCCAAGCAAAGCUAUGAUUUCCCUCUCAAUCGGAGAUCCUACUGUGUUUGGAAACCUGCCUACCGACCCUGAAGUUACCCAAGCAAUGAAAGAUGCCCUGGAUUCAGGGAAAUACAAUGGCUAUGCUCCAUCCAUUGGCUACCUGUCCAGUCGGGAGGAGGUAGCUUCUUAUUACCACUGUCCAGAGGCCCCCCUGGACGCUCAGGAUGUCAUUCUGACAAGUGGCUGUAGUCAGGCUAUUGAGCUUUGUUUAGCUGUGUUGGCCAAUCCAGGGCAAAACAUCCUAGUGCCAAGACCUGGUUUCUCUCUAUACAGGACUUUGGCUGAAUCUAUGGGAAUUGAAGUCAAACUCUAUAAUUUAUUGCCAGAGAAGUCUUGGGAAAUUGACCUGAAACACCUGGAAUCUCUGAUUGAUGAAAAGACUGCUUGUCUUAUUGUCAAUAAUCCAUCAAAUCCCUGUGGGUCAGUGUUCCGUAAAAGCCAUCUGCAGAAGAUCCUGGCAGUGGCUGCGAGGCAAUGUGUCCCCAUCUUGGCUGAUGAGAUCUAUGGUGACAUGGUGUUUUCAGGGUGCAAAUAUGAACCGCUGGCCACCCUCAGCACAGAUGUCCCCAUCCUGUCCUGUGGAGGGCUGGCCAAGCGCUGGCUGGUUCCUGGCUGGAGGUUGGGCUGGAUCCUCAUCCAUGACAGAAAAGACAUUUUUGGCAAUGAGAUUCGAGAUGGACUGGUGAAACUGAGUCAGAGAAUCUUGGGACCCUGCACCAUUGUCCAGGGAGCUCUAAAAAGCAUCCUGCAUCGCACCCCUCAGGAGUUCUACCACAACACUCUAAGCUUCCUCAAGUCCAAUGCUGAUCUCUGCUAUGGGGCAUUGGCUGCCAUCCCUGGACUCCGGCCAGUCCGUCCUUCUGGGGCCAUGUACCUCAUGGUUGGAAUUGAGAUGGAAUAUUUCCCAGAGUUUGAGAAUGAUGUGGACUUCACAGAGCGGUUAGUUGCUGAGCAGUCUGUCCACUGCCUGCCAGCCACGUGCUUCGAGUACCCCAAUUUCUUCCGAGUGGUAAUCACGGUCCCCGAGGUGAUGAUGCUGGAAGCUUGUAGCCGGAUCCAGGAGUUCUGUGAGCAGCACUACCACUGUGCUGAAGGGAGCCAGGAGGAGUGUGACAAGUAGGCCCUCAGCCCUUCUCCUGCGAUUGCGUCUGAGCUGAGGAGGGCUGCGCACCAGCGGAAGCCAGGGGCCCAUACUGGGAGAAAGGCCUGAUGAGCACCAUGGCAAGGCUUCAGGAUUGCUCCUGCUUUUCCCCAGUUACACUGACACAUGCACACAUACAUACACACACACUCUGAAUCCCAGAUUCUCCUCUCACUCUGCCAGAGCGACCCACAAAUUCACUAAUCCGCUCCCCCUCCCCAUAUGACUUCCUGCAUAUUCCCAGAGAGUACCAGGUGAACAGAGAGCAGCGGAGACCUGAACAAGCAGAGCUCAGGAUGGGAGAAACCAAAGAUUGCAGGAAUGCGUGCCUCCACCCAUUUCCUUAAGAAUGAAGCCUGUGUCACUUCCGUUUUGCCUCACUUUAUGCAAUCAAGUUGCAUCUGGAAAGUUGGGGACAUGUGUCUUUGUUUAAUUAUACUCAAAACACAUUAAGAAACGCCAUUAAGGACCCUUCACAGAAACCAUUCCACUGAUUUUUUUUUUGGUAAAUAAUCAUUUUAUGAUACAAAUAAACAUCCUUUAAUUGACUGACUCCCUAAAGUUAGAUUUUUGUGUGCAUCAGGCCUCCAUAAAAUGAGAACAUGCAUUCCAGAGAGAGGAGGAACCAUAGAACCUUCCAGAAAUACUGCUUUGUAAGGACCAGAAAUAUCCUCACUUGUCAUUUUUAUAGAAUUACUUUUGCUAUAAUGUUAAUAUUGAUUUAUUAAUAUAUGUUGUAUUAUCUUUUCAUAUGUUUUCUAAGAAACAUUUAUAUUAAUAAGAUCCGUUAUUUUGCCAAGGGGCUAAAUUAUUGUUUUUUUUUUUUUUAAAUAAAUUUACCAAAUAUA
This is a messenger RNA of Lepus europaeus (European hare), 2338 nucleotides long. RefSeq names its product tyrosine aminotransferase (gene TAT). The transcript has 12 exons. The coding region runs from base 105 to 1469 and encodes 454 amino acids. The record is from RefSeq and is a predicted model, not a curated record. Gene Ontology annotation, molecular function: L-tyrosine:2-oxoglutarate transaminase activity; pyridoxal phosphate binding. Gene Ontology annotation, biological process: biosynthetic process; aromatic amino acid catabolic process. Lineage: Eukaryota; Metazoa; Chordata; Mammalia; Lagomorpha; Leporidae.